AUGGACACAGCUGUCAUCACAGCUGCGUGGACAGAUUGUGCGACUGUUGGAAAAGGAUUUACAGCACAGGCGCAGCACAGAGAGCACAGGACACAGAACACAGAGAGCACAGAACACAGAGAGCACAGAACACAGAAUAUACCUAUUAUAAUCAAACUUGCAUCAUAUGGACGAAAAGCUCCAUACGUCACGAGACACGUCGAAACAUGUCAAGGAUCACAACUUUUACGACGCCAUACAUUUCCCACGUAUCGAGGAGGAUUUGAGAGAACAACUCGGCCGGGAUGUUUAGGAACCACUUCCCAGAACGAUAAAGGGCCGGGGGGUGAGAGGGGCGAGGGGUGCCGGGGCCGCGGGAGGGGGGAACGACAGCUGCGCGCGCGUCGCUCUCCCCGCGCCGCCGCACUCCGGCGCCGACCGUCGUGCGCUGUAGACGUGUCCCGUGCGCUGAGAAGCCGCAAUGUGCGGUACGCGAGUUCACUAACAUAA
Molecule: messenger RNA, 489 nt
Organism: Danaus chrysippus (African queen)
Lineage: Eukaryota; Metazoa; Arthropoda; Insecta; Lepidoptera; Nymphalidae
Source: the annotation of a GenBank genome assembly